AUGUCGCGCGCCGCGUUGCUCCUGCAGCUGUCGUGUUUGCUGCUGGCUUCACGAGAGCAAAUCUAUGGCCAGCCCGCCGAACUAGGAAGCGCUAACUCCUUCGACGACCCAAACAUCGAUCCCAAUGGCAGUUUGAUUGCUGAUAUUAAUAAUGAUACAACGUUAUUCGAUGCAUCCAACGAAACGCUUGACGGUGAUCAUGAACCGAUUGUGCGUAAGAAACGGACAUUCGGCGACAUUGUGUUCAGAGGACUAGCUGACGUGUUGGGUUAUAGUGUAGCGAGGAAACCUCCAGAAGUAGCGUUCCCGCCACCUCUUGAUCCUGUUCCUGGAAUUGAUUUGCCACUUCAAGCAGCUGCCCCGGCUCCAGCUCCAACACCAGCACCUGCUCCAGCAACGCCACCUUGUGGGCCACCUCGGGCAGCAGCGCCACCACCUUGUAGGGCUCAGCGGCCUCCUCCUCCUCCCCCAAGACCAAAGCCACCACCUCCUUGUCCAACGCCUAGAGCUCCUAGACCAAAGCCGCGAACUCCACGACCACCACCACCUCCACCACCCCCUCCACCACCACCUCCACCACCUUGUGCUAAACCACGUGCAAACCCCACCACACCUUCACCUUGUGCCCCACCGCCGCCACCUCCACCACCACCAAAACAGGCCGAUAACUUAGAAACUAUCACUUCAAACUUCCGUCUAAAUUUCAACUUUAACAGGGCCCCGGCUGGGGCUGCAGCUACACCUGCUCCUGCUGAAGCAAAUGCAGAAGAACAGGAGCAAGAGCAAGAACAGGAACAAGUGAUUCCUGUGUCAUUUGAACCGAGAGCUGCUCGGUUGCCUCCAGCACAGCCUCGCCAACCUCGUGUUUAUGUAGACGCCUUUGUCGUACAAAAUGGAGUGGCGCAGAAAGUAGACGCUGUGGACGCUCAACAUUUUAACUCGCGAAGAGCGCCCCUAGAAGAUGACUAUCUUGCUUAUGAUGAAGAAGAAAGUCAGCAAGCCACUGAAGAUGAUUAUGAGGAUGUCCAGGAAUCUCGUGACAGAGCGAAAGCAGUACGUGACUUUGGUAAUGCUGUUGACAAAUUUUGGGAGCCCAAGAGACAACCCAAAAGAAAGCUUCCCGCAAACGAUUAUCGAAACGUACACUUUGGGGAUCGUGAUUUAGCCGAUCAAUUACAACGACGCAGCGACCGUGAAUUACAUCAGAGUUUGCAACAUGCACGCCAACACCCAAAUAGGAUAUCCUUGCCCUUACCCGAAGACGAAAAAGAAGCAGAAAUUACUACGACAACAGAAGACCCGAAACGUCCAUUAAAUCCAAAAGUGCUACCGCCAACAGAGCACAAUCCAGGCCAAAUUGACACCGUUACUGUACGAGUACCACCAAUUUAUAAGGCAAGACGUCCAAAAAAAUUAAAUCGGGGAAGGUCGGAUCAACCUGAGCGACGCGAUGAACCCGACCAUGAUAAACCUGACCGCGAUGAAGAUAGUGAAAUGCGGGAUGGAUCGACAGAAAAUGAGGGUGAUAACGAUGCAGAUGUUGAGAACAGUGCGUUGGUUACCCGAACAGAACGACCCGUUAGACGUAAGCGUCGUCGCAAACAGCCACGUGAAAAGCGAUCAGUAGAAAAUGAGCCAUACUCCGCCGGGGAUUAUGAUUAUUAUGGAAAAAAGCUUCCUAUAUCUGACGAAGAGAAAUUUUUUAUGGCACUAACUGUACCAUCCCCUACGAAAGACGCCGAUAUCGUUCGUUUAGAGGAAAGUUCCGAUGACAGUUAUUUUUUAGACGAUAAUGAAAGAAUUCGCGAGGAUCCGGAGAGAGUGACACAAAAUGAAAGAUCUAAUGACGAAAGUGCAGAAGAUUCUGAAAGGACUGAUGAUUUGGAAAGAAUGGAUGAAAAAGAACGUUUGAUUAAAGAUAUUGAAAAAUCCGGGGACUCGGAGCGCGCUGACGAGCAAGAGCGCUCCGAUAAACUGAGUCCCAACGCGAAAAUCCACGAGACCGGCUUCCGGAAUAACUAUGUUCGGGCAACCAACGUCCAAAUCGACGACCCAAGACCAAACGUUGCAUCAGUAAAACAGAAAACGAUAAGGAUUGGCGAAAUGUGA
Molecule: messenger RNA, 2109 nt
Organism: Parnassius apollo (apollo)
Lineage: Eukaryota; Metazoa; Arthropoda; Insecta; Lepidoptera; Papilionidae
Source: the annotation of a GenBank genome assembly